AUGUACCGUGGCAGGCGGCUGUCCAGGAUGCCUCAGAAAGAGGCCCCAGCGUCUGCGGCACAUGCACCAGCGUCUGCCCCAGCUCCCAGUGCUCCUGUCAUGCCUGCGACUCACAAGUCCAACAUCCACGCCGAGACGGUGCGGAUGAAAGAGACGUAUACAGCGCCAUUUAUGUUGUACGAUUCUCAGGCGCGGCGCAUCGUUGCAAACCCCCACUACGAUCGCGCUCUUGUCACCGAGAUGCAUCGUGUGCAGAGCAUCAUUGUCACACACCUCCGCACCCCGAUCCAGGCACACCUCUCCUACACCCCAAAGGAGCUGCUCUAUGAGCUGGAGGCUGCGCUGUACCACGUUUGCGCCUCCCUCGCCGUCCACGACGACGUGGCCUCUCUGCGGCACGUACUCAAUGACACCGAGGCAGACCCGCUCAUGCCGGAGCUAGAGUCCUUUCUCGCUCAUCACAACGCACCCGCGAAGACGGUCGUUGCGCUUGCGCAUUGUCUCAGCGAGGGCACCUCCCACGACGUCCUUACAUCUUUUCUGCAGGUACUCGAGCAGCGAGUGCAGCAGGAGCUGGACCCCGCGGUGGAUUGCAAACGGUCUGCGGAUGAGCACCGCGCCCUGCUCGCGACCAAGAACAACCUGCAGGACAUCGCGCAGCUGGUGCGCGAUGUGCAGACGGCGUACCGCAGUAUCGACACUGCGUCGCAGGCGCUGCGCCGGCAGCCGCAGAGCGACCCGACCGAGGUGGACAUGCCUCGAAGCCCGGCAGCUAACGCUGUCCCCGCCCGGAUAGUCGAGGGGGCGUUCUACAAGGUGCUGCGCUGGGUGGUCGCUGUGGACGCUGAUCGACGUACGCUGCGGGCGGCGGCUACAAGCACUGCCGUCAUGACUGAAGCAGAGUCUCCUCCGGGGACGACACCGAUGCCCGAGGCGGCUGCAACGCCAUCCACGGCGAACGUGAAGGCGUUUGCCAGAGUGAUCGAGUAUGACCCAUAUACGGGACAUCUAACGCUGGAGCGCGCUGACGUGGCGCAGCGCUGGGGGCUCCUCUUGAACGACAAGGGCCUCCUUGUGGGCGUGGAGAAUGAGCUGCGCAACUCUAGCGAGGCUGGAGAACGCCUGUACGACGCCGUCCAGCAGCAGUCUGGUGGGGCUGGCGGCCUAGCCAUUUUCGAGGUGAACCGCCGCCGCGUACGCGCCGUCCACCUGAGCAGCGAAGAGGUCGCCUCCAGCCGCGAUGACAUUAUGCAGAAGCUCCGCUCAAGCCUCACCCAAACCACCAAGACGCUCUGCCUCACCAUUGAGAGGCGCAAGCAGGCGGACUUAACGGUGCCUCGUGAGGUUCUGUUCGAAGUGUCCUACCAAGGCGGCGAGGGCGGCGUCGGCCAGCGCUGUCUCCUCAUGAUGGAGCGCGCAUCGACUUUCAUUUCGUGGGGGCUGAAGCUGCAGUAUCUGAAGGGCACCACCGCCGUUCUCUCUGACUUUGCGCCGAACAUGAGGCUCUCCAACGCCGCCAAGAACCUUCUGUUUGACAUGCGCGGCCGUCUCCGUGUUCUGAAGGUCAACAACCACGACAUGGCAAAGCUGUCGGUGGCGGAAAUGAAGAGUCUCAUCUCCGGUUCGCUGCUGCUCACCCUUCAUCUGCAGGUGACGGAUGCAAAAGGGGACGUGCCGCCUGAGGCUGAGGCACCGCUGCCCCCUCAGGUGGAGCGGUCUCUCUCCGCUGAGGAGGUGGCAGAUGCGCAGGAGACGCCAGCGGUGGAUGCAGCACCUUCAGUGUCGCACACGGAAGCAACGGCCCUUGGAGAGGUCGACGCGGCAGCUGAUGAGCCGGCAGAGACGACGAAGAUGAUGAAUUCGGCACAAGGUGAGAUCGACGAUCUGGCCGACUCGAUCGCGGAUGGGUUUCUGAAGCAGUACAGUCAGGAGGCGCAGCUCGAGACCACGGCAUCCGAUAAGGCUGAUGCGCCCGCUGUGGAGGUGGUGGACGCGGAGACUUUCGAGACGUUGGAGGACCUGCACUGGGCCAGGCCCACUACCACGAUUGGAGCCCCUGGGGACGCGGAUGAUCACAGUUGCGACAGAGUCGCUGAGAAGGACGCGCGCUUGGAGCAGCUAUCGCGGCAGCAGCACUACGAAGACGAUGACGGUAUACAAGAGGCCGCACCUGGUCUCCCAGAUGAGGAGGCGGCUGAUCACGCACUCACGGACGGUUUCAAGGACGUUGCUGAUGGCGAGGACGUCCCAAAGGUGCAGGAAGCGGAUAAGCAGAUCGCUGACACCGAAGAGAACGCGGCGGAGUACGGGCUGGCUGGGGACGCAGAUACCGCGGAGCAGGGGGCGAAGGACCGCAUCGAGGCGGCUGAUGAUGAGGCCGAGGCGGAGCCGCCAAAGAAGACGCGUGGGCGCAAGAAGGCACCUGCCAAAACGGCCAAGGGGCGUGCGAAGAAGGACGGAACGAAUGCGCGGGACGGCGGCCGCAGGAAAAAGGGCGGGAAGUCUGCUGCAGAGGACGGGCAAGAGGCAGAGGACAACGAGGACGCGCCUGCUCAGGAAGCUGCAGAGGAGGACGACAAUCAACUGGAGAACUUCGAGGACAAUGAAGCCGCUGAGGUGUCGCUAGGCAAAGCCGCGCUCGCAGAGGAGGCAGAGGCGCUUCCGUCCGAGGCCGCUGCAGGCGACACUACGAUCGAGGGUGCCGAGGCGAAGCAGAAGCGCUGUGCUGGUUCAAUGGCGUCCGCCGUUCCAGCAGCGACAUCUGAAGAAGAGGGAAGAGGCGCGCGUGCUGAAGAGGACACCGCUGCUAUAGAGCCAGAUGACAUCGGCAAGGGUUCCACCUCAGCCCCGGUGGACGUGCCACUCGUUGACCUCCCGCCUACGGCCGCAGAGGUGGCCGUCGAACAUGGUCGGGAAAAUGCCAAGAAGCAGAAGAAGCAGUCCGCCAAAGCGGACACCACGGAGGCGGCUCUCGCUGCUGAGGAUGAAGUAGACGAUGCGCCGCGGAUCUCGCUGAACCGACUCCUCGAAGCACAGCCGCUGACCUUCGAUAACGAUGUCCGGCUCGAGAAGUUCGACGGCUCGACGUUGGAGCUGGAGCGGUCGAGUACGAAGCGCCCGUGGAACAUCAAGGUGGCCUUUGCGGGAGAGGACAUUAUCAUGACAAAGCUGCCCCCCUUUGCUCCGACGCAGCAGAGGCACCCAUUUCUGCGGUCUCUGCGCGCAGGCCCGCAGGGUGAGGUGAAGUGGGUGGUGGACGGCCUGAAUGGGCAGGACCUCUCCGUGAUGACCAAGGCAAGCAAGACGAAGGCGUUGGACGCUAUCAAGGGCUCCACGAAGCUUUCCUUUGUUUUGAGGGCACUUCGAAAGUGA
Leishmania mexicana MHOM/GT/2001/U1103 is the source of this 3372-nucleotide messenger RNA. RefSeq lists its product as hypothetical. The record is from RefSeq and is a predicted model, not a curated record. Lineage: Eukaryota; Euglenozoa; Kinetoplastea; Trypanosomatida; Trypanosomatidae. The transcript has a single exon. The coding region runs from base 1 to 3372 and encodes 1123 amino acids.